This is a messenger RNA of Sinocyclocheilus rhinocerous, 2062 nucleotides long. Its product is annotated as lipolysis-stimulated lipoprotein receptor-like. The coding region runs from base 218 to 1990 and encodes 590 amino acids. Gene Ontology annotation, biological process: tricellular tight junction assembly; establishment of blood-brain barrier. The record is from RefSeq and is a predicted model, not a curated record. NCBI's taxonomy places the organism in Eukaryota, Metazoa, Chordata, Actinopteri, Cypriniformes, Cyprinidae. Gene Ontology annotation, cellular component: tricellular tight junction; plasma membrane. The transcript has 9 exons.
UACACGUUCAUACCUCACUGAAGGAGGAAACGGAGGGCGCACCAUAAAACCAAGAAGAAGAAGAAGAAGAAGAAGAAGAAGAAGAACGGAGGGCGCACCUGCCUGACAAAAUACAGCUGCAGUGUCGACGCUUACUCGGAUUUUCUUUACAUACUUUUGAGGAAGUUAAAGUUGGAUGUUUUUAAAGCUCAUAUGUUUUGAAAGAUUUUGAGAAAAUAUGUCGCAGGGUAUAAUCUUUACCCUCAUCUUGAUCACAGGCUGCACCACAGCAGUCAACGUGGUCUGCCCUUACCCACGACACGUAGUCAUAUUAUUCCAGCCGGUCACGCUCCGCUGUGAUUUCACUACAACAGCUACAAACCCACCACUGAUCACCUGGAAAUACAAGUCCUACUGCAGAGACCCGAUACAAGCUGCAUUAAACCCCAGUAGUGCUGACAAUGCCAUCGCUCAGUCCAACCCAAACUACAACCCUAACAUAGAGUGUGCAGACAGCGCCAGGACCGUUCGCAUAGUAGCUUCGAAACAAACAGCGGUCACACUUGGGAGCGAGUACCAGGGCCGUCAGAUCAGCAUCACAAAUAGUAAGUUGACUUUAUUAGUAUCUGAAGCAAGAGAUUUGACUCUUUCCCCCAAAUGUGUAUUUAUUUAUUUUUUCUCUUCUCGUUCUCCAGACUGGUUGUUAGUGGUGUUGGUGGUCCUGGGCUUCCUGCUGUUGUUGCUCCUGAUUGGUAUCUGCUGGUGUCAGUGUUGCCCUCACACCUGCUGCUGUUACGUCAGCUGCCCCUGCUGCCCGGAGCGCUGCUGCUGUCCCCGCGCAUUGUAUGAGGCUGGCAAAAUGGUAAAGUCUGGCAUCCCCAGUCAGUAUGCACACACCGUCUACAACCCAAGCAUGUAUGGCCAGCCAGCUUAUGGAAUUGGUGGAGCUGCGCCGGGCAUACCCAUGCUCCCUAUGCCGGUGGGCGUUGCUGGUCCUCCCUCCUAUGGCUAUGGCAGAGACUUUGACAGAGCCAGCUCAGUUGGUGCAGGAUCUCAAGUGCCGCUCCUGCAAGACCACGAUGGUGGAGGAACCCGUAGUGGAUACCGUGUUCAGGCCGACCAAGAUGGAAACCCAACUCGGGUGCUUUACUACAUGGAGCGAGAGCUGGCCAACCAUGACCCCAGUCGCCCAGUGAACACUCCAGGCAAAUACAGUCGUCUGGAUGGUAUGAGCGAGGUGAGCUCACUUCACGAUGGUCCAGACUCUCGAAAUCGUGGUCGGGCCAGACCGCCUCAGCUUACCACGGUGUACGAUGAUGUGGACGGAAACAUGAGCACCAUCAGCAGCGUCUCUCAGCACAUCCGACGGGACGAGCCCAGGCGGGGACCUGACAAUCGAGGACGUGCACGCUCCAUGGAAAAUUUGGACGAUAUCAGCCGCAAUUACGGAGACAGAGAUGACUAUCCGCCAGCACGCCGAGAUGGUGGGGCUAGAGGCGGCAGAAGAGGUUCGGAUGACGAGUGGAGCAGCAGUGGACGAGGAUACGACCCUGUCUUUGAUGACCGUCGGCGCCGUGAUUACUCUCCUGAUGCUCGUCCUCGGCGUGGAGACUCCUUCUGUGAGGCUGGUUUUCAGGGCCAGCGCAGCCGUAGUCGUGAUGACCUGAUGGAUCUGGAGCGUGACCGUGGCCGUGGAGGUCGGGACGCAUACGAUGACAGCUUCCUGAGGGAAGCCAUGGAAAAAAAGAAGCUGGUCGAGCAGCAGAGAGGCCACAGCCGUGAGCGGCUCGACAGCGAGAGCGACCGUUCUGACCGCUACAGGGGGCCACACGGCGGACCGCCACCUCUGCCGCUCGCCCCGCCCUCCGGAAACCCUAAUCGUCAUGGAAACCAUAGCAACUUCCCACCUCCAUCCCCUCCCUACACUGAGGACAGUGACAGUUUGCCAUCGUCCAAGAAGAGCAACUUAAAAAAGAAUGGAGCUGUGAGCAGAGAGAGUCUGGUGGUGUGACGCUCAGGUGAAAAUGAUGCGUGCGUGUGUGUGUGUGUGUGUGUGUGUGUAUCAGUGAUGCAGCUGUGUGUG